This is a messenger RNA of Mercenaria mercenaria, 762 nucleotides long. Its product is annotated as all-trans retinoic acid-induced differentiation factor-like. Gene Ontology annotation, biological process: positive regulation of osteoblast differentiation. Bases 32 to 751 code for a protein of 239 amino acids. Lineage: Eukaryota; Metazoa; Mollusca; Bivalvia; Venerida; Veneridae. Gene Ontology annotation, cellular component: intracellular membrane-bounded organelle. The transcript has 7 exons. The record is from RefSeq and is a predicted model, not a curated record.
UUCCGGUUCCGGUUAAGAAUUUGUCCGGGAAAUGUGUCAAAAUAUGAAAAAGCUGUAUUUUUUCGCGUCGUUUGUUUACUUUAUAUGUCUGAUUACAACUACAAUUGAAACAGAUACCCAUUCAAAAAUAUGCAGUCAGUGUACCACUCCUCCGAAGGUAGAUAGUUACCUUGUACAGUUCUGUCGCAAAGAAAAUGGAACAGGAUUGCUUCAUCAAGAUAACUCAUGUUGUAUCAACUCUACAGUAUCAUCUCAGACUUCAUUAAUUGUUGGGGUGGAUAUGAGUGGAUGUGGUCUGAAAACUAUCAGUGGAUUAUUCAGUAACAUGCAUGAUCUCAAAGUUAUAAUGUUAGAAAAUAACACAGAUUUGCAGAUUAAACAAGAUGAUUUUAAUGGUCUUUCAAAACUACUCUAUUUAUCCCUUCCAGAUUUCUUACAAUGCCCAGGAGGAAAUAAAUCUUGGAACUCAGUAGAGAAACAAAACAACACUGUCAUUUGUGAGGAAGAGAUUAAUUUAUGUGUAAAAAAUAAUGUGACAUGUCAGAACAGCAACAGUCAUUGUGUGCUCACUGGUCCAGGUGUGAUGGAAUGUUUGUGUUUACCUGGUUACCAUGGAUACAAAUGUCUUAGACAGGGAACAUUUCCAGCAGUGAGUUACUCCAUCAUCAUAUGUGUGUGUACAGCAGUCAUAUCAGGAUUUCUAUGGUGUACACAGAGGAGGAAAGUUAAAAAGAAGACACACACAUACUAACGUGAAGUUUG